GACGUUUCGUCCAGGCACUGAAUCUGAACUUUGAAAACGGUCUAAAAAACGAGCAGAAAUCCGAAUUCCGAAGUUCGAAAUCGUCAGGCGGAUUGGUUUGCCGUAGAUCUAACGGGGGUAGGUGAUCCGUGCGAGAUUCCGGCGGAACAAUGGUGCUGAUUUCUGCCGUGCGCGAUUACAUCAACCGGAUGCUUCAUGACAUUUCCGGCAUGAAGGUCCUCAUCCUGGAUUUGGAAACGGUUAGUCAUGUAAGUGUUGUGUACUCACAGUCAGAGCUGCUUCAGAAAGAAGUGUUUCUUGUGGAAUUGAUAGAUUCAAUCUCUGUGUCAAAAGAAUCAAUGUCACACCUGAAAGCAGUUUACUUUGUCCGACCAACUUCUGAGAAUAUUCAAAAAUUACGGCAACAGCUUGCUAAUCCUAGAUUUGGAGAAUACCAUUUAUUUUUCUCCAAUCUAUUGAAGGAUACGCAGAUUCAUAUUUUAGCUGAUUCAGAUGAGCUAGAAGUUGUACAGCAAGUUCAGGAGUUUUAUGCAGACUUUGUUGCUCUUGAUCCAUAUCAUUUCACGUUAAAUAUGGCAUCAAACCACCUAUAUAUGCUCCCUGCAGUUGUAGAUCCCUCUGGACUGCAACGCUUCUCUGAUCGUGUCGUCGAUGGAAUUUCAGCAGUGUUUUUAGCUUUGAAACGAAGACCUGUAAUCAGAUAUCAGAGAACCUCUGAUACUGCUAAAAGGAUUGCCCAUGAAACAGCUAAACUGAUGUAUCAGCAAGAAAACGGUCUUUUUGACUUUAGAAGAAGUGAAAGCUCCCCAUUGUUGCUGAUAAUUGACAGAAGAGAUGAUCCAGUUACACCAUUGCUGAAUCAAUGGACCUAUCAGGCAAUGGUGCACGAACUCAUUGGAAUUCAAGAUAACAAAGUGGACUUGAGAAGCAUCGGAAAUCUUCCAAAAGAUCAGCAAGAGGUGGUGUUGUCAUCAGAACAAGAUGCUUUUUUCAAGGCUAACAUGUACGAAAAUUUCGGAGAUAUUGGAAUGAAUAUCAAGCGGAUGGUGGAUGACUUUCAGCAGGUGGCAAAGAGUAACCAAAAUAUUCAGACUGUCGAGGAUAUGGCCAGAUUUGUUGACAACUACCCUGAGUACAGAAAAAUGCAAGGCAAUGUCUCAAAGCAUGUAACUCUGGUCACUGAGAUGAGCAAGAUAGUUGAGGCAAGGAAACUGAUGCUGGUUUCACAAACAGAACAGGACUUAGCUUGCAAUGGUGGCCAAGGAGCUGCAUAUGAGGCGGUUACAAAUCUCCUAAAUAACGACAGUGUAUCUGACAUUGACCGCCUACGUUUGGUGAUGUUGUAUGCUUUGCGGUACGAGAAAGAAAAUCCCGUUCAAUUGAUGCAACUAUUCAACAAAUUGGCUUCACGGUCUCCAAAAUACAAACCAGGGCUUGUACAAUUUCUCCUGAAACAAGCCGGUGUUGAGAAACGUACUGGUGAUCUUUAUGGAAACCGGGAUCUUCUUAAUAUCGCUCGUAACAUGGCUCGUGGUCUCAAGGGUAUUGAGAAUGUAUACCCCCAGCACCAGCCUCUUCUGUUUCAAACCAUGGAGAGCCUAACCAAGGGGCGAUUACGGGAUGUGGACUACCCAUUUGUCGGAAAUCACUAUCAACAGGGCCGGAUGCAAGAGGUGGUUAUAUUCAUGGUGGGUGGGACAACGUACGAGGAAUCACGCUCUGUUGCUCUGCAUAACGCCUCCAAUCCCGGGAUUCGUUUCAUUCUUGGCGGCACGACACUUCUUAAUUCCAAGAGAUUUCUCAAGGACCUGGAAGAAGCACAGAGGAUAUCACGGUCAGGCAGCCAUAUGGUGUGAAAGAUCAGAAGGAGCCUGUAAAAAUAGGUCGAUACUUGCAUCAAAUCUCGACCUGAGAAAAAAAAGGCCGGUGAUAUUUCAGGAGAUGUGUUUUUUUUUUUUGUAUAGCGGUGUUUGGGCAUACAACGUUAGCAAGUUAACUACUAACCUUGAUCCACAGAUGAAAACCCUAAUACUGCGGUAUGAGCUUUCAGUCGUUUCAGGUUUUUUUUACAAGUCCUCCUUCCGUACAUGGAAAUGUAAUUCUAGGGUUGUUUUGGACCUUCGAGAUUAAAGUUUGCUAUAUAUAUAUAUAACACAUAUAACA
Tarenaya hassleriana is the source of this 2163-nucleotide messenger RNA. Its product is annotated as vacuolar protein sorting-associated protein 45 homolog. NCBI's taxonomy places the organism in Eukaryota, Viridiplantae, Streptophyta, Magnoliopsida, Brassicales, Cleomaceae. The transcript has 13 exons. Gene Ontology annotation, biological process: intracellular protein transport; vesicle-mediated transport. Gene Ontology annotation, cellular component: Golgi membrane. The coding region runs from base 150 to 1856 and encodes 568 amino acids. The record is from RefSeq and is a predicted model, not a curated record.